AUGGUAGGGUUUGUACAAAUUUGGAAAUGCAAGAAGACAUGCGCUCUAUUAUUAAUCUUUUUCUUCAUUAUAAAUUACCCUCCUUUAAGCUCAUCAGAAAAUAAUCCACAUCAUAAUAUUCACACCACCACACAUAACCUACUCUCCUCUGCCUUCUAUGGUGGUGGCGCUGCUUGGGAGAAACAAGUCCGUCACUCUUCCACUCCUCGACGUAGCAAUGGUUUGUCAGUAUUGGUUACAGGUGCUGCUGGCUUUGUUGGUUGCCAUUGCUCUAUGGCAUUGAAGAAACGUGGGGACGGAGUCUUGGGAAUAGAUAACUUCAACUCCUAUUAUGACCCGUCCUUGAAACGUGGGCGCCAGAAAUUACUAGCUCAGUACGAGAUCUUCAUCGUGGAAGGUGAUAUAAAUGAUGCCGAGCUAUUGGCCAAAUUGUUCGACAUCGUUCCAUUCACGCACGUGCUCCACCUGGCCGCGCAGGCGGGUGUACGGUAUGCAAUGAAGAACCCGCUAUCUUAUGUCCAAUCAAACAUUGCAGGAUUUGUCAACUUGUUGGAGACAGUCAAGUUAGCUAACCCUCAACCCGCGAUUGUCUGGGCAUCGUCCAGCUCGGUUUACGGGUUGAACACAAAUGUACCAUUCUCCGAAAAUCACCGUACUGACCAACCAGCUAGCCUGUAUGCCGCCACAAAAAAAGCGGGUGAAGAAAUUGCUCAUACGUAUAAUCAUAUUUACGGUCUUUCUUUAACCGCUUUAAGGUUUUUUACUGUUUACGGUCCGUGGGGUAGACCAGACAUGGCCUAUUUUUUCUUUACUAAGGACAUGGUACAAGGUAAACCAAUAAAUGUUUAUGUCACACAAGACAACAAAGAGGUGGCGCGUGACUUCACGUACAUCGAUGACAUCGUUAAAGGGUGUCUGGGGGCACUCGACACGGCGGAGAAGAGCACCGGUAGUGGCGGAAAGAAGAAGGGUCCUGCACAACUAAGGGUGUACAAUUUAGGUAACACUUCACCAGUGUCGGUGAACAAAUUGGUGACAAUUUUGGAAAGUUUAUUAAAUGUGAAGGCUAAAAAGAAGUUUCUUAAAAUGCCAAGAAAUGGUGAUGUCCCAUUCACACAUGCUAAUGUUACAUUGGCUAAAAGGGAUUUUGGGUAUAAGCCAACCACAGAUUUGUCAAGUGGAUUGAGGAAGUUUGUCAAGUGGUAUGUGAGUUAUUAUGGGAUUCAAUCAAAAAAAUUAGACUCAUCUAAUGCCCAUUCUCAAGAUUGAGCGAUAUUAAUGGUGGUAUUCAAGUCAGCUUGUGGCGUAUUUUAACCAUUGUAUCAGAUAUAGUUAGUCAGAUACGGUACAUGUUACCUCCCACGUCUAGCACAUGUUUUGAGUAAUUCUGCAGGCCUAGAGGCCAGACUUAGAUGGAUGAAAAACCAAAAAAAAAAAAAAAAAAAAUUCAAACAUGUUUAUACUUUUCUUAUUACUUUUUUACAUACUAAGAAAGUGAGAAGGGAGGAAAGCGCAAUUGUAGAUUAUUUGUGAAGUGGAGUUGUAAUAAAUGUUUAAAUAGUCUUGUUUGUAUGUAGGAAUAUUAUUAGGAAAAGGGCAAAAAAGCUGGAAUUUCUGUAUAAAAAAUUAGUGCAGAUCAGCCUUGUCAUCAAUCAAGAAUUGUAAUGAGUUAAGACAGCAAAUCAAUGAUGAUUAAAUCAAGAUUUUCUUUUAUGCUUU
Lycium ferocissimum is the source of this 1719-nucleotide messenger RNA. RefSeq names its product UDP-glucuronate 4-epimerase 6-like. The record is from RefSeq and is a predicted model, not a curated record. Lineage: Eukaryota; Viridiplantae; Streptophyta; Magnoliopsida; Solanales; Solanaceae. The coding region runs from base 1 to 1269 and encodes 422 amino acids. The transcript has 3 exons.